Molecule: messenger RNA, 2352 nt
Organism: Ilex paraguariensis (yerba mate)
Lineage: Eukaryota; Viridiplantae; Streptophyta; Magnoliopsida; Aquifoliales; Aquifoliaceae
Source: the annotation of a GenBank genome assembly
AUGGCUUUGUCUUCGAUCUCAAAAAGGAGAUUCUUGGCCGCUUUCUUUUAUGUGGUUCUCUUUUCACAUGUCUGUUCUGGGUUUUAUCUGCCGGGAAGCUACAUGCAUACAUACUCAACUGGUGGAGAAAUAUAUGCCAAAGUCAAUUCAUUGACCUCUAUUGAAACGGAGCUUCCCUUCGGCUAUUACAGUCUUCCCUACUGCAAACCUAGUGGGGGAAUUAAGAAAAGUGCCGAGAAUCUCGGAGAACUUCUUAUGGGUGACCAGAUUGACAACUCUCCUUAUCGUUUCCGGAUGAAUAAAAACGAGUCUCUCUACCUUUGCACUACACAUCCAUUAAAUAAGCAUGAGGUAAAGCUCUUAAAACAGAGAACCCGUGAUCUGUAUCAAGUGAAUAUGAUUCUGGAUAACUUGCCUGCCAUGAGGUUCGCCAACCAAAACGGGGUUAAAAUUCAGUGGACUGGGUUUCCAAUUGGGUAUGCACCACCUAAUAGUAAUGAUGAUUAUAUUAUCAACCACCUCAAGUUCAGGGUUUUGAUUCACGAAUACGAAGGGGCUGGUCUUGAGAUAAUUGGUACUGGGGAAGAAGAUAUGGGUGUAAUUUCAGAAGCUGAUAAGAAAAAGGCUUCUGGGUAUGAGAUUGUUGGUUUUGUGGUUGUCCCUUGCAGUAUUAAGUAUGACCCUGAAAAAAUGAUAAAACUCCAUAUGUAUGACAACACUACGUCUGUUAACUGUCCACAGGAGCUUGACAAAUCUCAAAUAAUUAGGGAGCAAGAGAGAAUAUCAUUUACUUACGAGGUUGAAUUUGUGAAGAGUAACAUUAGAUGGCCAUCUCGAUGGGAUGCUUAUUUGAAAAUGGAAGGUUCUCGUGUCCACUGGUUCUCAAUCCUCAACUCUCUUAUGGUGAUCUUUUUCUUAGCUGGUAUCGUUUUUGUCAUCUUCUUAAGGACGGUGAGAAGGGACUUGACAAGGUAUGAGGAAUUGGACAAAGAAGCUCAGGCACAGAUGAAUGAGGAGCUUUCCGGGUGGAAGCUUGUUGUUGGUGAUGUGUUCAGAGAACCUAAUCACUCGAAUCUACUUUGUGUGAUGGUCGGAGAUGGGGUCCAGAUUACAGGGAUGGCGGUUGUCACUAUUGUAUUUGCUGCCCUUGGUUUCAUGUCACCAGCUUCGCGAGGUAUGCUGUUGACAGGGAUGAUAAUUCUUUAUCUUUUCCUGGGAAUUGCUGCUGGUUACGUUGGUGUACGUCUGUGGAAAACUAUCAAGGGAACCUCAGAAGGGUGGAGGUCGGUUUCUUGGUCAAUUGCGUGCUUCUUCCCUGGAAUCGUCUUCCUAAUUUUCACUGUGUUGAAUUUCAUUCUUUGGGGCAGCAACAGUACUGGUGCUCUUCCCAUUUCCUUGUAUUUUGUUCUCUUGUCACUCUGGUUCUGCAUCUCAGUGCCUCUCACCCUCUUGGGAGGAUUCUUAGGGACAAAAGCUGAGGAUAUCCAGUACCCUGUUCGAACUAACCAGAUUCCUAGGGAGAUUCCUGCCCGAAAAUAUCCCUCUUGGUUGCUUGUUCUUGGCGCCGGAACUCUUCCGUUUGGAACUCUCUUUAUUGAACUUUUCUUCAUCCUUUCCAGCAUCUGGCUCGGAAGGUUCUACUAUGUGUUUGGUUUCCUGCUUGUUGUCCUUCUAUUGUUGGUUAUUGUUUGUGCCGAAGUUUCUGUGGUCCUUACAUACAUGCAUCUUUGUGUCGAGGAUUGGAUGUGGUGGUGGAAAGCAUUUUACGCCUCAGGUUCUGUUGCCCUAUACGUGUUCUUGUAUUCCAUCAACUACUUGGUUUUUGACCUUCAGAGUUUGAGUGGACCAGUGUCAGCUACUCUUUACCUUGGCUACUCACUGGUCAUGGCAGUUGCGAUUAUGUUGUCUACCGGCACCAUUGGCUUCCUUACUUCCUUCUACUUUGUCCAUUACCUUUUCUCAUCGGUGAAGAUGGAUUGAAAAGUUCGUUUGGCAAUUCUCAUUGACUACUUGUGGAGACUCUGGUGCAAAAACAGAGGUAGUUUUUGCAGUCCAACAGUUUCAGUUUGCCAAUUUCCUUAGUUACACGGCCAUGUUGAGCCACAUCGACAGCCUAUCAGAUCAUUUGGUGAUUUCAUUUAAUGCCUGUUAUGUUUCUUCUUGAGGUUAGGGAAUUUCAUAGUAUUGAGGGUUUGAUUUAUGCAUCUCCCCGACUCUGACCUGGAAUUUUUUUUUUCUUUCUUUUAUUUUGUCCUUUCCACUCGUUCUUGCAUUGGAGAACUAGGAACUAGUUAGCUGUAAUGGAUCAAACUUCAUUACCUUGUACUCUUUUAUCAUUGAAUAGAAAGGAAG